CAAGAACAAAAAGAAAGAAAAAGAAAUUGGCCGCUGAUGGCGCUGUUGCAUUUCUAUAAUGAAAGUUGAAUUUCAAAAAUACACACACAUAAAGAAGAAUGAGGCACUGUGACGAAUGUUUUGUACAGGCUUGCCAACAACGAAGGGCGGGAUUGAGCUGCUAUGUGUUCACUAGCCUGAUGAUGUUUUCGUGUCACCCUGGUGAACAAAACAAGCUACCUGUCAGAGUCGAUGGGCGGAGUUAUGGCGCUCGACUUUAUUCGAUUCCACCAGGAGUCUGUACGAGAAGAAACUGAAAGAAGCCAUGGCCAAAGACAGAACACCCAGGAAUAGACCAUCGUCGGACAAGACCUACUACAGAGAGGAGGAGGAUGAAGUCACCUAUAUCACCUACAGGACACCAGUCAGGAGUGAACGAGACUAUGGAGAGAGUGCUUCAUACCUGAGUUCCAGAUCAAAAUGGCCUGAGAGGGAAUCUGAACAAGAGUCGUCAUUCUCAUCCUACUCCAGGUCCGGACCUGAAUACAGAGCAAGGAACUAUGAUGAUGAUGGUUCCUCCUUGAGCUCAAGACCAAAGUGGUCUGAGAGGGAAUAUCAGACGCCACACUCUUCAUACUCCAGGUCUGUCCCUGAAUACAGAGGAAGGGACUUGGCUGAUGAGCCCUACAUGCGUGAGAGACAGUCGUCCUACACAACAAACUCCUUCUUGAAUUCCACACCUGUUAAAUCUGGUCAGGAUGCUCCUCAGGCUCCACAGUCGUCUCGCCUCGUCCCACUGUGGCUCCAGAUUUUCUUCUUCUUGGCGGUGGCGGUCUUCCUCUACUUAGUGUUUUCGAACAUGGAGUCAAACGAGUCCCCCCAAUGGAUUGAUUGAAUCAUCGUCUUUUUUAUCCAGGUUCCGUCUGUGGGGCUGUCAACACAUGGUGUAUUUUUAUUCAAAGAAUGUGUUUUGGCUAUUGCCUUUAUUUUUAGAUUUGGCUCAAAUUAAGCUUUUGCAAUAUAUAUAUUUAUGUAUGGGUUUGCUGGUUUUAAUAGCAGUUUGCUUUGCUUUGCAUUUGCUUUUUUUAAGGUAAAAUACAAAUUUUUUAAUCAAGCUUAGAAAAGCAGCAGUAGAAGAGAAAUUGUUCAAACAUUUGAUAUCAGCUGCCCGUCUGUUGGGUGAUCUGAAUGUCACCCACAAUGAUAGUUUUGGUGCAUAUUGGGCUUUAAAGACAAAGCACUACAGAACAUUACUUGUCAGAUCCACUACAUUGUUUUAUUUGUCAGUAAAAGGCAAAACUCUAUAAAGGUUUUUUACAUUUUGGUUUUACAUUUUAUGCCAAAUCAGUAUUUCUGUAGCUUUUCUACCUGUUUAUUGCCACUGAAAUCAACAGUCGUUCUGGCGUAGUUUUCACUAGUUGAUGCUCAGUUCAGUGUAUUACAGUGUACUAUGACUUUUUAUGGGAUGUCAUUUACAAUUUGGACAUUUUUAGACCUGUUGUAAUUAAAGUGCCUCUAAAGUUGUUUAUGGAAAAAUUAGGAUAAAAAAAAAACCUCCACAACUGGUAACGUCUGUUUUAUUUUUACUGGGUAAAAAAAUCUACAGUAAUGUCAGGCUAAAACAUGGUGCUUCUAAUUUGUUGCACUUCAGUCAACUGAAACAUUUUGGUACCAAAUAAUCAGACUUUGUUUUUAGCCAGUACUGUGUUUGUCUGUGUUUCACUAAUAAAAAAUACCACAAAAAGUU
Messenger RNA from Cynoglossus semilaevis (tongue sole), 1726 nucleotides. It is a transcript of the gene emd, whose product is annotated as emerin. The record is from RefSeq and is a predicted model, not a curated record. NCBI's taxonomy places the organism in Eukaryota, Metazoa, Chordata, Actinopteri, Pleuronectiformes, Cynoglossidae. The transcript is spliced from 9 exons. Bases 305 to 874 code for a protein of 189 amino acids.